Molecule: messenger RNA, 1830 nt
Organism: Trichomycterus rosablanca
Lineage: Eukaryota; Metazoa; Chordata; Actinopteri; Siluriformes; Trichomycteridae
Product: patr class I histocompatibility antigen, A-2 alpha chain-like
Exons: 7
Coding region: 134-1180 (348 amino acids)
Biological process (GO): immune response
Cellular component (GO): external side of plasma membrane
Source: RefSeq, a predicted model, not a curated record
UAUAGCACGAUGGCCGACUUGAGAACCAGAUCCGCGGUGGCGACCCCUAAUAAACGGGGACUAGGGGAAGACGACUGCGACGAACCGCUACUGAAGAACAGUUUCAGCUGUUUAUUGUUGAAAUCUGAACAAAAUGGAUCACAUAUGGACAGUUUUAUUACUCCUCUGUGGUCUACAUCAAACAUCUACAGAGACUCACUCACUGCAGUAUUGCUUCAUGGUUUCCACUUCAAGUCAGCAUAUCCCAGAGUUCAUUGCUGUUGGCAUGGUGGAUGAACAGCCGUUUCAGUACUGUGACAGCAACAACGGAAAUCUAACCCUGAAGAUGGAGUGGGUAAAGAAGAUAGAAGGUUCAGACUACCGGAAGAAGCAAAAACAGGAGAUGGACGAUAAGAGGAAACACCUCAACACCACUAUGACUACAAUUAUAAACACUUGCGGUGUCAAAAACUCAACUUUCAACAACUCUACAGGAAUUCACACACUGCUGAGGAUAUACGGCUGUAAGAUCUAUGAUGACAACACCACUGAAGAAUAUGAGAAGUACAUUUAUGAUGGAGAAGAUUUCAUUAGUCUGGAUCUGAAAACUGAAACCUGGACUCCAGCUAAUGAUUGUGCUAACACUAUUAUUACCAAACUCAAAUUAAAAGAAAAUAUUGGGUCCCGAAUGUCCUACCUGAAGAACGUUUGUAUCGACAGGCUGAGGGAGUUUUCAUCUUAUGCCAAAUCAACUCUGGAAAGGAAAGAUCGUCCUGUAGCCUCCAUGUUCCACAAGCACUUCUCUCGACCAGAGCUGGUGUGUCACGCUACAGGUUUCUUCCCUAAAGAAAUAAAUAUCACCUGGCUGAAGGAUGGAAAGAAAAUGGAUGUGAGCCCCAAUGACACGUUACCCAACCAGGAUGGAAGCUUCCAGAAGAGAGCCGUUCUGAGAGUCUCACCUGAGGAGCUGAAGAAACACAAUUACACCUGUGAGGUUCAGCACAGCAGCCUGGAGAAGGACUUAGUGCCUAUAGUUCCAGGUUCUGUAGAGCCAGAGGAACCUGUUCCACUUGGAAUCAUCAUUGGUGCAGCCAUAACUGCUAUUCUGGUUGCUCUGAUUGCUGGAGUUCUGAUCUGGAUGAAGAAGAAGAAGUUUGGAUUCAGUUCUGUUCCAAUUAAAGUAACCAGCCAACCAGUGUGAGGAAGUUUGGACGAGAAAAUGAUGAGAGAACAGAAACACCCAAGGCGAGGCUGGUUCAGCACUGUUCAAUAGAAUGAUUUCUGGCAGAUACUGUUGGGCCCCUAAAUGAGGCCCUUAACACUCGAUUGAUUGAUUGUUAAGUUCUUUUUGAUAAACGCAUCUGCUAAAUGUCAUAAAUACGAACAUAUUUGUAGACUGGAACCGGAGCUGGGAUCUCGAAUACAUUGUAUCGAAUCUCAGCUCUACCUGCCAGCUAAGGCUGAGCGGCCACAUGAACGACUAUUGGCCUGUUGUUCAGAUAUGGGCGGGACUAAGCCGGAUGGGGUCUCUCUCCCAUGACUUGUGCAAUUACAACCUCUGCUGGCUGACUGGUGGCACCUGCACAGAGAUGAGAAAAGAGAGCUGUCAGGGUGUGUCUCUCUGUACACAAUGCUGAGCUGCACUGCACUCGUCAAAGUGUAGGUGAUAAAAUGCAUACGGCUGCUGCCCACAUGUCGGAGGGGGCGUGGGUUAGCUUCAUUCUCCUCAAUCAGAGCAGAGAUCGACAUUGGUGGAGAUAAAACUGUAAAAGUUGGGAUUCUCUUAAAUGUCUGUUUAUUUAUAUGUAUAAAGGUUUUGUUUAGAAUGAUUAAAACAAUUAUAUAACAGAA